GGCAUACCCACCCCUGUAAUUACAAACCCAAAGCACAUGGAAACAAAAGGGGAAAUUUAGAAAGGAAAAACAAAAGAUGGAUGUGGAAUCAUCAAAAGCUACUGCAAUGAUACCUGAAUCUCCGAAGAAACACAAACGCAGAAACGUUUGUUUAGGGGUGACAGCUGCAGUGAUACUCGUCAUCUCUCUGGUCUUGCUGAUCUUGGGAUUAACGGUGUUCAAGCCCAAACAAACGACAACCACCGUGGAUUCCACCUCCAUAAGUGACCUGAAGGUUUCUUUAGAUAUAGCCAGGCUAAGUGUGCAUGUGAACGUGAGUCUUGACGUGGAUCUCUCAAUCAAGAAUCCAAACAAAGUGAGUGCCAAGUACAAGGACAGCUCUGCUUUCUUGAAUUAUAGAGGUCAAGUUGUUGGUGAAGUUCCGAUCCCUGCAGGUAAGAUUUCAGCAGACUCAACACAACCCAUGAACGUAACUCUUACGCUUGUGGCAGAUCGGUUGUUGUCUGAUUCACAGCUUUUUUCUGACGCCAUGGCUGGUGCUAUUCCCUUUAAUACUUGGACCAAGAUUUCUGGAAAAGUAAGCAUUUUCAAUCUUUUUAAAGUACAAUUCACUUCCACCACUAGCUGUGAUCUUGUUAUUUUUGUUUCUAAUAGCACUAUUGGGGAUCGAAAGUGCAAGUAUAAGACAAAAUUGUAGGACCCCUUUUGUUCUUUCAUUGUUUCUUCUCUCCUGGGAGUCCUAUUUUAGAUUAUAGCGGUAGGUUAUCUGUUUCUUCGUAUUACUAAUUCUCAGAUGUAUUUGAUAAAUCUCUUGUUUAUUGAUAGAGAUAUUGAUUCUGCAUUAAUAGAGGAACAUAUUACUGUGAUUCUGAUUGCUGUUGGGUUGGCCA
This is a messenger RNA of Populus euphratica (Euphrates poplar), 890 nucleotides long. RefSeq lists its product as uncharacterized. Lineage: Eukaryota; Viridiplantae; Streptophyta; Magnoliopsida; Malpighiales; Salicaceae. The record is from RefSeq and is a predicted model, not a curated record. The coding region runs from base 77 to 697 and encodes 206 amino acids. The transcript has a single exon.